GCGAACACGCGAAUUGCAUUGACCACGUCGCGCUCCUUUUUUCCCGGGUCACGUGCGGGGGCUCGUCAACUGGUCAAACUCGCCAUUAUAUCUCACACAUACGAACCGGAGGGAAGAGGAGACGAGAGAGGAGUCCCGUCUCUAUCCCCGCUCCUAUAAAACCUCGGAAAAUCCUUGCGGCGUUUACACGGCCCCAUUCCCAUCGAUCGUCUUCUUGGUAGGCACGGCUCUGAUCUGGUCUGAUGGAGCUGGGCCUGAGCUUGGGGGAGACCAUGGCGGAUGCCGGGAGGGAGCUGGUCCUCGGGCUUGGGGUCGGGGCGGGGGAGAGGAGGGAGGAGGAGACUGGAAGGGGGAGGAGGGACCAGGAGGUCGUCGCCGGCGCGAGGAGGGACCUGGGGUUAGGGGCGAUGGGGUGCGGUUCUUCGCCGGAGCCGACGACGAUGCGGCUCGCGCUUCUGCCCCUGGUGCCCAGCCUCGGCUUCCCGUGGCCGUCCGAGAGCAGGCAUUUGGAGGCGUCGACGCCGCGGGGCUUCGACGUGAACCAGGCGCCGUCGACCGGGGGAUCGGCAUGGGCAUGCGCGGCGGAGGAAGAAGAGCAGGAGGACACGGCGGCGGUGGCGGGCGCGGCCGUGUCUUCCUCGCCCAACAACAGCGGGGGAUCCUUCCCGAUGGACUUCUGCGCGCAGGGCGGCGAUGGUGCCCCGGGCGGCGGCGGCGGCGGCGGCUCGCGCGGCGGCAGCGACGAGGACGACGGCGGCUCGUCGCGCAAGAAGUUGCGCCUCUCCAAGGAGCAGGCCGCGUUCCUCGAGGAGAGCUUCAAGGAGCACAGCACCCUGAACCCCAAGCAGAAGGUGGCGCUGGCGAAGCAGCUCAAUCUCCUGCCGCGCCAAGUGGAGGUGUGGUUCCAGAACCGCAGAGCAAGGACGAAGCUGAAGCAGACGGAGGUGGACUGCGAGUACCUGAAGCGGUGCUGCGAGACGCUCACCGAGGAGAACCGGCGGCUGCAGAAGGAGCUGGCCGAGCUGCGCGCGCUCAAGACGGUGCACCCUUUCUACAUGCAUCUCCCGGCGACCACCCUCUCCAUGUGCCCGUCCUGCGAGCGCGUCGCCUCCAACUCCGCCCCGGCCUCCGCCGCCGCCGGCGGCAUUGCGGCCGCCGCGCCGGAACACAGGCCGCCGUCAUCGUUCGCCGCGCUGUUCUCGUCGGCACGAAGCUUCACGCAAGCGCCGGCGCCGGCGCCGUCGAGCUCCUGACUUCGUCGUCAAGUCUUCACCUCCGGCGAAGGGCCUGGUUGUAAAUACGCUCACCUGUUUUUUUUUUCCAUGUUCAAUCUCCUCGCUCCUCUGGUUCUUUGGGAUUUUUUGUGGCUUUGCCAAGUGGUUUGCGAGAAAUGGGAAGAACCCCAAGUAGUAGGGCGUCUGUCGUGGGAUUGGAUACGUGGACGUUCCCGGAUGCUAAAAGGAUAAAAUGUUGCAAUAGAGUUUAUUAACCUUAA
Messenger RNA from Brachypodium distachyon (stiff brome), 1495 nucleotides. Its product is annotated as homeobox-leucine zipper protein HOX11. Gene Ontology annotation, molecular function: DNA-binding transcription factor activity, RNA polymerase II-specific; sequence-specific DNA binding. Bases 243 to 1253 code for a protein of 336 amino acids. The transcript has 4 exons. NCBI's taxonomy places the organism in Eukaryota, Viridiplantae, Streptophyta, Magnoliopsida, Poales, Poaceae. The record is from RefSeq and is a predicted model, not a curated record. Gene Ontology annotation, biological process: regulation of DNA-templated transcription.